CCGCGUUGGCUCCUUUUUCGCGACCAGCUUCAUCCGUGCCAUACGGUUCCUGGAUAAAUACUGGUCUCUGCUUUGUAAAGAUAUUCGCUCAGGAACUGUUGAUGCUCGUGUAACUGAUCCGUCAGUGAGAGAGGCAGUGAUGAAAAUCUUUAAACCUGAUCCAAAUUUAGCUGAUUUUAUUGAGGCUGAAUGCACCAAAGAUUCAUGGAAAGGGAUCAUUACUAGAGUAUGGCCCAAUGCCAAGUAUGUGACUACUACUGUGACUGGAACCAUGUCACAAUAUAUACCUACUCUUGAUUAUUACAGCAGUAGCCUCCCUCUCGUUAGUACCAUCUAUACUGCCUCGGAAGGCUCCUUUGGAAUCAACUUGAACCCUUUUUGUAAGCUUAGUGAAGUCUCUUACACACUUAUUCCCACUAUGGGCUAUUUUGAGUUUUUACCAAAUCGGGGAAACAACGGAGUGAUCAAUUCUAUAUCCAUGCCCAAAACACUUAGCAAGGAAGAGCAACAACAAUUGGUCGAUUUCGCUGAUGUCAAGAUUGGCCAGGAGUACUAGCUCUAUAUAUUCUGGACUCUAUAGAUACAGAGUCGGUGAUGUGCUUCGGGUUGCUGGAUACAAGAACAACGCGCCUCAAUUCAACUUCCUAUGCCGGGAAAAUGUAGUCUUGAGCAUUGAUGCUGACCACACUAAUGAAGUUGAGCUACAAAAUGCAGUGGGCAAUCUGUUUCCAUUUGAUGCACGUGUAACUGAGUACACCAGCUAUGUCGAUCACGCUACCAUUCCAAGCCACUAUGUCCUGUUGUGGGAGCUGAGUGUGCCUCCUUCGGUCUUUGAAGAUUGUUGCCUCACAAUUGAAGAAUCUCUAAACUUCUUCUACCGCGAGGGCCGUGCGUCUGUGAAAUCCAUCGGGCUUCUGGAAAUCAGGGUAGUGGAAAUCGGAACUUUUGACAAGCUCAUGGACUACUGUAUCAGCUUAGGUGCUUCCAUGAGCCAAUACAAGACACCCCUUUGUGUGAAGUUUGAACCCCUUAUUGCCCUGUUGAAUUCUAGGGUGGUGUCCAGCUACUUCAGUCCUAUGUGUCCAAAAUGGGUUCCUGGCUACAGGAAAUGGAACAACACGAAUUGACUGUCAAGCUUUCUGACGACCACUUCCACCUCUACGCUCUUCCUCCUCCUCAUCCUUCAUGCGUCUUGGUUAAUUUAAAUUGCUAAACUGAAUUGUGGUAUUAGCUGUUGAUUAUUCUUUAACGUACAGAGCUCUAUUUAUUCCUUGUUCUCCUUUACACAAGAAUUUGAAAACCAUCCUAUAUUAUAUUUCAUACAAGACUGAAGAUAAAAAGAAACCAGAGAUUCCCUUCCUGACCAAUAUUCAGGUGGCAGCUUAGAGCGAAGCAGUUGUUGCAGCUCCGCGUUCCGAGUUCCGGACACCCCAUAAAUAUUGUGUUGAUUUGCCAAGGCCACGAGUUGAACCAUUGAAAUAUUAUCGAUUCAUACUUUACGAGGUGCUGGGGUAAUAGAUGACAUGGGAGAAACAACUUCAACAUUAUGAACAUUGGAAAUGAUCUGAGUCUCUUGACUUGAAGCAAAACAAAUGAUAGCAUUUUCUUUUGACUUGAAGAACUUGACAUGUUGAAAGCAUUGCAUGCAUUUUGUUGUUUUGAGCAUAAGCUUCUUACGUAACA
Messenger RNA from Capsicum annuum, 1683 nucleotides. Its product is annotated as indole-3-acetic acid-amido synthetase GH3.6-like. The transcript is spliced from 2 exons. The record is from RefSeq and is a predicted model, not a curated record. Gene Ontology annotation, cellular component: cytoplasm. Gene Ontology annotation, molecular function: indole-3-acetic acid amido synthetase activity. Bases 531 to 1127 code for a protein of 198 amino acids. Lineage: Eukaryota; Viridiplantae; Streptophyta; Magnoliopsida; Solanales; Solanaceae.